GCAGAAAGAUGACGUCAAACACUCCUCCACAAGCCGGCCGAGCACUCCUCAACACGCGUGUUCCCGGUGGGCGUUUAAAGUCCGAGCCUGGCUUCCUAUUGGCCAUCCGGGGGAUUGGCAUCCUGAACACCAACCAGACACCUCCGUUCUCUCCUCGUAGCCAGUGAGAGGGAGAAGGCGGGCUGCGGCGCCAAGCGUGGGGCUCUGUUAAAUGUGCAGAGGAGGCGUGUCUGAGAGAAUAGUUCUAUUUGAGGAUGCCAAAAAUGGAUGUGCGAAAAAAAGAAAAGAAGGCAGAAAAAAGAAAAAAGCUAAAGCAACCUGUGGCACAAAAGGAAGAGCUGGAAUUGGAAAGUGAACCAAAGGAGAAGAAACAAAAUCUGCAGAUUGUUCAUCUCUUUGGGUAUCUGAUUUUCUGUAAGGCCAUGUCAGAAAUCUCAGCGCAGACAGAUCAUUUGCACCUCUUACAAGACAGCAAGUGGCUAGAUCUGCGCAGUUCUAGCAUUUUGGAGUUGCUCAGGUUCCAGGCAGCAAAAGAAGAGGAAGAACUUACUGCAGAGGAAAGGAGAAAACUGGAAAGAAAACUAAAAAAAGAGCGCAAGAAGAAGGAAAAACAGCUGAUGAGGGAAGCUGGAAUCUCUACUAAAAAAGUUCAGCCCAAAAAGCCGUCGGGAUCUGAGCUGGCUCUGGCCUAUUUAACCAGCUGGUCUGAAAAGCCAGAAGAAUGGAAGUUUCAAAAGACACGACAGACCUGGCUUCUCUUGCACAUGUAUGAUAAAGAGAAGGUUCCAGACAAGUAUUUCACCAUUUUACUGGAUUAUCUGCAAGGUCUUCAAGGGAGUGCACGAGACAUAACUGUGCAGAAAGCUGAAGCUUUUAUGAAGGAAUUUGACGGUUCCAAUGCAGAAGACCCAGACCUGUUGGAGAAGUGUGAGCGCAUACGACAAGUUCUGCAACUGCUGUCCUGAGAGUAUUUUUGUGUCUUAAUGGUUGUCUGGUGGAGGACCUGGUCUCGUAUACAGAGCCUGUAAAUCAGUUAUAAAAACAUAUUUUCUAAUAUGAACCCUAAUACUAAAUUUUCAGAUUUUGUACUUGUAAUUUUUUUCCAAUUGCAAAUAUUUAUGUUUGGAGGUGAUGAAAUAAAAAUAACAUAUUUGGUCCAUAGACAUGCUAUUAUAAGUAAUCUUACUGCAUUUCUUUAGAAAAAUAAACCUCUUUUUCUUGGUAGUUUUUCUCCACCUCCCCCUGUAAUUACUGUUAAAUAAGAGGAGCUUUGCAGUUCUUAAUAAGAAGAGCAAAGGAACCAACAAAAAGCCUGGAGGGUCUUUUACAAUGGCAGCUUUUAAAAUGAGCAUGCAGUACAGUGCUUGCUCAGCCAGCUGUAAUCUAUCGUGUUCAGCUUUAGAAGUAUGUCAUGUGGAUUUGGGAGAGAUCAUUUUCAGUCUGUUGAACAUGGGUUGUAUAACACAGUUGCUUAUUAGUACUUCACAUGGUGAUCUGGAGAUACCAUCAGCUUUGUUAGUUUUCCUUUUAUAUUUUAAAGUUUUGAGAUGUAUUAUGGCAAUUGUUUAGAUAGUCAGAUAAUGCACAGAUGGGAACAGAUCAAAUCCUUUGACUAUAUGUAGUGAAAUCAUCUGAUUGUACCUAAACUUACCCUGUGAGAAGUGCUGUGCUGCAACGUUUUGUUUCUAGCCUGCCAAUAUUGCAUUUUCAUCUUUCUUUUGUAAUUGGCAUCCAAAAGAGUUAAUUUGUGUUCAUUCACUUUGACGUGAGACAUUUGUCUUCUAUGAACAUGCUGAAAAUGAGGCUUUCAAGUAAAAACCAAGGACAUUAAUUACUCAAAACGUGGAUGAUUGGCUUAUUUAAUAACACUUGUACUCAGACAACAUUCUUGACCUGAUUCUUUAAUGUUUCUACAGACAUUGUUCAUACUUUUUUAAUAACAAAAUAUGUAGUGUUUAAAAGUGUGACUGUCUUUGGGAAUUAUGGCUUUAAUUUGGAUGGGUGAAGGGGGGAGAACCUAUCAAUACGCAGGCCUGAUUUUUCAAUAACAAGCAUUUGAGUGGAUUGGACAGCCUUUCACAGUCACGGAUUACCACAAAUCUUUAAAAUUAUGAAAUAUAUUACGAGCAACAAAUAACGUAUGCUUUCUGACUUCUUGAAGGUGAUGUUUUCAGCCAAAAAAGACUGACGACCAGCAUGCCCUGCUCUGACACAGUGACUGGGAUGGAGUUCAGUGCAGCGGUGAGCAGGUUGGCAGCGGUGGUCAGCCUCUCCGUUUUGCUGCUGAUGGUUCGUCAGCAGCUCAGGGGCUGUUCCUGUACCACGGGGCGACGGUUGGCUGGGGGCUGUGGAGGGUGUACACAGUGUCAAAGCCCUUCUGAGGCCCAAAGGUAUAUAAAACUGAUCUUCCAGUGUAAAAAGCUGGUGAAAAGGGUCUGUAACAAAGACCAGUAUUACUGACAUUUAGUGAACUUGUACAAGAUCAUUGGAUCUUAUAUUUUGCAUCUGAGAAUAUGCAUCUGGGGAAAAACUGUCACUCCAAGAAGAAACUUUUUCACACAAAAAUGUGGGUCUGCAUGCAUUUAAUAUAUCUUGUAGCUUAAAAGCACAAGCACAAUGCAACUGUAUUUUGGAAGAGACUUCUAAAAAACAUUGUUAAGGUAAGGUCUAGGCAAAAAGAUGUGAACCUUUAAUGAUUUUGACAUAUUUGGCAAGGUUUGCCUUUCUUGGACUUUGGUUCUGACCAUGUGCAAAUGUUGACAAAUCUGUGAGAAGAAAGACUUUGUAGAUCAAGAAUGUCAUACUUCUUUUUAUAUCAAGUAAUAUUAAAAGCACAUAAGGCCUGCCAAUCUGGAGUCCAUGUGAACAAUAACAUUUGGUAAAGAACAGUUGGAGCCUCUCACCAGUGCAGUAAGAGACCUCUGCAACUGGGGUCCUGCUCUGCUCUCCUCUUCCUCAGCUGCAGUUCCAGCUUUCCCUUCAGUGCUGCCGAUUGCUGAAUGAAGGAUGUGGUCUUUGGCUUCUGCUUUUUGCAGUUAUGGAAAAUUCAGAAGUUAAAACCUAAGGUAAUUGUUGCUAUGGUUGUGUUUGGUAGAGAAAGCAAAGUAUGUUGCUUUCUGCUGUGUGUCUCUUCGUGUAUGGUACUGUUCAAUGGUCAGUGGCGUCUUGAAAUUGGCUAUAAGGCUUGUAAAACUUCUGCUUUGUAUUGUUGCUGUAGAUGUCUUGGGUUUCAAAGCUCAAUAUAAAAAGUCUUAAGUGUUGUCUAAUAUUUGAUAUUGUAGUGCGAAUAGGAAAGGACACUUAAAUCUUGCUUUUUUGCCCCUUUUCUUAAAAAUUUUCAACUGGCUGGCAAACAACUCAUCUUCAAAACAUCCAUGAAAUGCAAAAACAAACACAUUUUUGGGAGCCAUGUAUUGCUAGGCCCAUUUUAAAGACAAGAUUGUGAGUACACAGACAGUUUACCCCACACAGCGUUGCAAAUGCAAUAACAUCUCUGGCAAUCAAAUUCUGUCUUUUCCAUAUGCUAGCCACCAGGCCAGCUUCUGCUUCCUGCUUAGCUUGGCAUUUUAAUCUGGGAAUUUACAUUGCGUGAUGAAUAAAUAUAGAAAGAUUUCCUUCAUCAUGCAUUUUAAAUGAUGUAUUUUAAAUUAUUAAGUGUAUAAUCAGUUAUUGAAUUCCUGUAGCUGGCCAGAGCUGUACAGCAAGAUAUAAUCUGGCACUUCAUUAUUUUGCCAUUUGGUCAUGUAGAAUUUUCAAAUCUCAAUAUUGCUUGUAGGUUAGGCAAUCAUAUGACUACAGAUAGGACAAAAUCAUGUCUCUUCGUCUGUUUAAAUCAGUCUACUGUGUUAAUAAAAAUUGCAUCCAAGGCUACAAGUAGCAGUGUGUACAGACCGACAAACUACAUCUUCAUCUGCCUACUCUAAUUGUCUUCUAGUUGAGUUAAUCUGCAUUGUGUAGCUCUGGCUAGAAGAAUUCGUAUUCUAAGAGAAUGCUGAAGUCAGGACUUCUAGGCAAAAUAAAGGGACAUUAAUUACUUAGAUUUGCUUAAAGCUGGAACCAUGCCUCUAAUGGAAGUGCUAAUUACUCAAAAUAUGACAGUGUAAAAAGUUCCCCUUAAUUUGGCUGAUCCUUGCUAUGGAUUAUGUAUCUUCUUGGUUCUCUGCUGUCUGCCUACAAUUUUAAUUUGUUAUCACCGUUGUAAAAUUACUGGGUAAAUGAAUUCUCUGUUCUUAUUUGGAAA
Messenger RNA from Falco peregrinus (peregrine falcon), 4240 nucleotides. RefSeq names its product chromosome 5 C7orf50 homolog (gene CHLSN). NCBI's taxonomy places the organism in Eukaryota, Metazoa, Chordata, Aves, Falconiformes, Falconidae. The transcript is spliced from 7 exons. The record is from RefSeq and is a predicted model, not a curated record. The coding region runs from base 255 to 965 and encodes 236 amino acids.